AUGCAUCAAAUACCCGACAAAUGCUAUUCAAAUGUUAAUUCCUUUUCAUGUGGUGCUGAAGAAGGAAAAAAUGGUCAAAUUGAUUCCAAAUUAAGAGUGUUACGACCUAGAAAUCUGACUACCAUUACGUCACCUCUACCAAGCCUUGCAAAACAUCCAGUUUUGACCACAUUUAUUCACAUCUUUUUGAGGACUGAUGAGGAUAUUUCUAUUAAUUGA
Messenger RNA from Clunio marinus, 219 nucleotides. The record is from the annotation of a GenBank genome assembly. NCBI's taxonomy places the organism in Eukaryota, Metazoa, Arthropoda, Insecta, Diptera, Chironomidae.